Alnus glutinosa is the source of this 1818-nucleotide messenger RNA. RefSeq lists its product as uncharacterized. The coding region runs from base 374 to 1501 and encodes 375 amino acids. The transcript is spliced from 7 exons. Lineage: Eukaryota; Viridiplantae; Streptophyta; Magnoliopsida; Fagales; Betulaceae. Gene Ontology annotation, molecular function: calcium ion binding. Gene Ontology annotation, cellular component: endoplasmic reticulum. The record is from RefSeq and is a predicted model, not a curated record.
AGUUGGCACCGCCAAAGGGCGUGUAGAGUGUAGAGGUAGACAGACAGAUCACAAACAACAUAUAAAUUGGUGUUUGUUUCCCAGCAGAUCUAAAAGAACUCCACAUUCACGUUCAUGCGUCCUACUUCCACUCCCAUUCCUAGUCAAAUUCCUUCGUGACUCUCUCUCUCUCUCUUCUCUGCGUAAACCCACUAGAUCCCCUCUCUCUCUCUCUCCCUCUCUCGCACACCCAAAUCUUGAAUUCUCUCCAUCUGCCUGCAAUCACCCAAAAUCUUGAAUUUUUGGAAUGUUAUAGACAAACCCAGUUGCAAUCUUGAUUGCAUUGUAAAACAGAUACCAGUGCAUAUAAAUUGGAUUGGGUAGAAUAUAGAGAAUGGGCAAAGUUUCCAUCUUCAUAUACAUAACCAUAGUAGUCCUUCUUCUCCUUCUCGUCUCUCACUCUCCCAAGAAGCCUUCAAACCACCGCCACCGCCGCCUCAAGCUCCGCUCCAACUUCACCCUCUCUCCCCGUGCCCACAACACCCACCAUGAGCCCGUCCCUUUCGACCCCAUUGUCGCUGACAUCGAGCUCCGCCGCGAGGACCGCCAGUGGGAGAAGCAGUACUUCGAGCACGCCCACCCCGAGCUCGAUCACGUGGACUCGGCCCCGGCCGCCGAGUCGCAGCCCGAGUGGGAGGACUUCAUGGACGCCGAGGACUACUUGAACGAUGAGGAGAGGUUCAACGUAACCAACAGGCUGGUGUUGCUCUUCCCGAAGAUCGAUGUGGACCCUGCUGAUGGGUUCGUGACCGAGCACGAGUUGACCGAGUGGACCUUGCAGCAGGCCAAUAGGGAAGUGAUGCAUAGGACGCAGAGGGAAUUGGACACUCAUGACAAGAACAAAGAUGGGUUUGUUUCUUUUGCUGAGUAUGACCCCCCAAGUUGGGUUCAGAAUGCGGAUAAUACUUCUUUUGGCUAUGAUAUGGGCUGGUGGAAAGAGGAGCAUUUCAAUGCAUCAGAUGCAGAUGGAGACGGUCUCUUAAAUAUAACCGAGUUCAAUGACUUUAUGCACCCAGCUGAUACCAAAAACCCAAAGCUACUAAAUUGGCUGUGUAAGGAGGAAGUCAGGGAAAGAGAUACAGACAAAGAUGGGAAGGUUAAUUUCAAAGAAUUUUUUCAUGGUCUCUUUGACAUGGUAAGAAGCUAUAAUGAAGAGGGUCACAAUUCUACACAUCAAGACAAUGAUUCGAUGGAGGCCCCUGCUAGAAAAUUGUUUGCUGAGCUUGAUAAAGAUAGUGAUGGAUACUUGUCAGAUGUAGAACUACUACCUGUAAUUGGAAAACUUCACCCAUCUGAGCGAUACUAUGCGAAACAGCAAGCAGAGUACAUCAUAUCACAGGCAGAUGCUGAUAAAGAUGGACGUCUAACCUUGACAGAGAUGAUCGAUAACCCGUACGUAUUUUACAGCGCUAUAUUCAACGAGGACGAUGAGGAUGAUGAGUACCAUGAUGAAUUCCGUUAAUUUCAUGCUAGGAUACUAGGAAAACUUCGGCCAAAUUGAAACUUGUUUUGGGUAAUAUAGACAAAAAGUUUCAAGAUUUCAACAACCUUGAGGAGGAGGAGAAGGCAUUCUUUUACAGUCAGCGGUUUCUGAGUGUCCAUGGCUCUUCAUCAGAUUAUGAACCUCAGCCCAUUGGUGAAGGGUGAUUUUGUACACUUGAUUGGUAGUUGUUAGAUAUUAUUGUUUUUUCUUCUUUUUAAGGCUUCAUUGCAGUCAAUAUUUAUCUAGUUGUUAUACAUUGACAUGUACAAUAGGAAACAUAUUUAUCUUCCCUCACA